This is a messenger RNA of Anolis carolinensis (green anole), 4385 nucleotides long. It is a transcript of the gene iqub, whose product is annotated as IQ motif and ubiquitin domain containing. Bases 1037 to 3799 code for a protein of 920 amino acids. The record is from RefSeq and is a predicted model, not a curated record. Gene Ontology annotation, cellular component: motile cilium; acrosomal vesicle. Gene Ontology annotation, biological process: cilium assembly. The transcript is spliced from 13 exons. Gene Ontology annotation, molecular function: protein binding. Lineage: Eukaryota; Metazoa; Chordata; Lepidosauria; Squamata; Anolidae.
UAUGUGCAUAUAAUACACAUACACAUACUUUAUUGUAAUUCCACAAUUGAAGGGAGAUGUUGACAAGUUGGAAGGUGUCCAGAGGAGGGUGAUGAAAAUGAUCAAGGGUCUGGAGAACAAGACCUGUGAGGAGUGGCUUGAAGAGCUGGGCAUAUUUAGCCUGCAGAAAAGAAGGCUGGGAGGAGACAUGAUGGCCAUGUACAAAUAUGUUAGGGGAAGUCAUAGGGAGGAGGAAGCAGGCUUGUUUUCUGCUGCCCUGGAAACUAAGAUGCGGAACAGUGGCUUAAACUACAGGAAAGGAGAUUCCACCUGUACAUUAGGAAGAACUUCCUAACUAUGAGAGCUGUUCAGCAGUGGAACUCUCUGCCCUGGAGUGUGGUGGAGGCUCCUUUGGAGGCUUUUAAACAGAGGCUGUAUGGCCAUCUGUCAGGGUUCUUUGAAUGCAAUUCUCCUGCUUCUUGGCAGGAGGUUGGAUUGGAUGGCUCACGAGGUCUCUUCCUACUUGAUGAUUCUAUGAUCUUCCAAAACUACAACUCCCAUGAUUAUUCCAUAGCAUUGGGUCAUGGCAGUUCAAGUGGUACCAAACUGCAUUAAUGCUACCGCGUAGUCAACUUGUGUCCCUUGUAUAAAAUGGCAAAAAUCAAAGUUUGAUGGAUUAAAAAAAAUUUCAAGGCAUGUGGGUGGCUGAAUCCAUAGCUAAGGAAACAUAAACUGGAAAUGGAAGACAGAAAUAAUAAAAAUAGAAAGCUAUAGAAAUGUCAAAGAGCUAUUCAGAGAAGACCGUUUGAAAAUGCAAUAUAAUGCAAAGCUACAUAUGAGGCUUCCUUUCCCUAUGAUCUUCUGCAACAUAUCUGAUCACACUAUGUUGUGAACGGAUGGGUCCAGUCUCGCGAGACUUCACUGUAUGCUGGUUGCUACGGUUACAGAGACGCUUGUUCUUCUCGGUGGAGCUGAAGAAGGGAUAAAGAGUCGCUGCGAGGCGUCCAUGGAUUCAAGCCGGUAAGGUUAAAGACUGGUUAAUUUGAAAAAGGGAGCAAUGGCUGAUCCAGAAGAGGCAGGUGACCUGGUUGAAGUGGAUUCUGCAAGGCAAGAUGCAGAGGACACUUCUACAGCAGAGCAUGACAAGUCUGUAGAUGAUGAAGUACAGCAGGCUGAUAAUGCAAAGCUGGAUGAAGUAGCUUUGCCUACCGAGCAGGAACAAAAUCCAGAUUCAACAGCAUCUGAACCAGGUGCCAGUGAGGAACUGGGACAGGGACCUGAUGCUGCUGAAGAACAGGCUACUGAUGAGGAACUAGCUGCGAUGGAGCUGACUCCUAUUGAGGAAUCAGAGCAGACACCAGAGCAGGAACAAAAUCCAGAUGUAGCAGCAUAUGAAUCAGAUGCCAGUGAGGAACUGGGACAGAGACCAGAUGCUGCUGAAGAACAUUUUACUGCUGAGGAACCAGUGCAGGCCCCAGAUGUUGAGGAAUUAGUGCAAGGCCUUGCUGCUGCUGAGGAACCAUCACAGACAUUUGAUAUUGAGGUGAAGAUAACUCCUGCUGAGGAACCAGUUCAGGGAGUAGCUGCUGUUAAGGAACUGGCCGAGGACCUGUCACAAGGGUCGGGCAUGGCAGAACAACAAGGGAUACACCCUGUAGAAUCUGAUGGAAUUCAGGAAGAUGUUUUAUAUGUCCAAAAUUUGGGUGCCAUGGGUUCUUCAGCCAGCGGAAUAACUACAGAUGCUUCUGAAAGUGGUUCUAGAAGACGUAUUGAUUUUUCUACAGAUAUGCUAAUGCAAGCCUUGGCGUCUGAAGGAGCCAGAUAUACUCGAGAGCCUGACGUAUCAGUUAAAUUUAUGUUGCAUCCUGAUAUCCAGAUUUUCACUAAGGCCUUUGGCAUUAAUCGAACUGUGGAUCAAAUCAAGCAAUACUUUGUAACACGGUUAAAAAUACCAAUGCACCUUUUGCAAAUUAUGAAACUUGGGAGAAUAAUUGAAAAUGACGAAACCCUGUGGGAUCUUGGUGCUCAGCCUUAUGGGACUAUCCAGGUUGAUAUGUUCUCACUUGAUGAAGAAAACUUUCCCAUCAAAGCAUAUAAACUCCUACAGGAAUACUACAUGCCUGAUGUCAUAACUGUUAAAGUACAGACUGAUCCAGACACAUUUCAGGAUAUAGAUGUAUCGAUUAAAAGGCCAACCUUUGAGAAACCAUUUCUGGGUGGAUUUAGACAUAAGGAAACAGGCACCGAAUAUCAUAAUGCAGGAUCACAGACAGAUCCAAAGAAACGUCCAGAGAAAGGCUAUGAAGAGUUCUGUAGGUCAACACAGACCGUUUUUGAGAGAAGAAAGCUGCAGCAGACAAGAAAUACAACUUCUACACAAAUGACCAAAAUCGGAGUCUAUAUGUCAAAUGUCACUGAUAAACUGAUAGAACCGAAAGAGUAUGUGACUGCAGAAGAAUAUCAUGCACGAAGACUAAAGGCAACAAUUGUAAUGCAAACCUAUUACCGACGAUGGCUAGCAAUCAAAAUGGUCAAAAAACUUAAAGAAGAAUUGAGGUUGAGAUUGGAAUGGGAAGAAAAAGAAGAGAGAAGGAAACAGAGAGAAAGGGCAGAUAGACUGCUGAAAGAGUAUAAUCGAAGACUAUUUCCUAAAACAAAGGAUGAUUUUGAAUUACUUUAUCAUGCUUUAGAAUUAUGGAGACAAGAGGAACUUGAGCGGAUCAACGAGACUUUUACUGGAGCUGAACGGAAGGCAGCUCUCUGUGGACUUUUAGAAAAAGAAGCCCAGCUGAUUGCUUCCAUUGGGAGGCACAAGAUAAAUGCCGAUGAAGAAAACCAGCAAAAAGCAAUCCUGUCCUUUUUGGAAAAGUGUGCAGCUCCCAAAAAAUGGAAAGCGUUUGAUGGCAAAAUCACAGAGAUGGACACCCAAUUCACACUGCGUGCCAGGGAACUGCUUGAGAUCUAUCGCAGCAUUAGUAUGAAAGACCUUCCUGAAGAUGAGCGUAUUGAUGUGCUGCUAACAUUGAAGCAUACAGUGAAGGAACAUGAAUGCAAACUCACCCAUGAAAUAGUGGAAUUAAUUGACAGAGAAGUAGAUCUCAUGAUGAGGAAAGUGAAGGAAUAUAAUUUGCAAGGACUCAGACAAAGGAUAUGUACAUUAUUUCUUCAGUACAUUAAAACACCAUUUUUUAACCCAGAGGUUGCUAGACUUCUUAAGGUCCCUCCUGAUCCAAUGAAGCUUUAUCACAACAUCCAUUUUUGCCUUGGUUGCAAAAGAUACCUACCUUCUACUGAUUUUGCAAUAUCUGCUAGUUCACAAACCGUUGGCCGGUGUCGUUUGUGUUGCAAGCUGGAUAAUCAGGCUCGCAAGAGGGAAGCCUUUUUGAAAUAUAAGCGUAUGCUUUUGAGGCUCCGAGAUGCUGAAGUGAAAUAUAAUGAUAAUGCUAAGAUUGCUUUCAUAAUACAGAUACAAGACCUGCACUACAUGAUUGAACAUUUCUGGGGUUCUCAGUCAGCUCUUAGUGCUGCUGAUGAUCUCUAUGAUCUGGUCAUGGUCCGGUGGGAUAAGUAUCUGGAAUGGUCUCCCUGGAACUGCAUCCUCCUCCGAAAUAUAGAAGCUGAAGCCCAUCUCAGACUGAACAGUUUAGAAAAGUCUUAUGAGCCAUCGUUUAUUCACAGGAUAAGGCACAAACAUAUGCUUGCAAGGAACUAUUUCUCCCAGUUUCCAGAGCUGGCAGCUAAUCUGCAUAAAGAUGACAAACCAGCCAUCGCAGAAGAUCUUUUAGUAACAAAGCCUUUAACAUCUGGGCCAUCAAAGUAAUGCAUUCUAGAUAUUGAAGCAUUUUCACGGAUUUAUUACUCGAAUAACAAAUCUGGCAUCGAGAUAAAUAUUCAUGUUAUCUGUUUUAGUUAUCUGUAAUCGUUUGAUUGUCUACUAACAAACACAAAACUGUUUUAAGAUUAUACAUUGAUCACCAAAUUGCUAUUGUUAUGCUGUUCUUUUCUCUGAAAAUUAAACCUAUUUGUAAUCCAAUCUCAAUUUUUCUUUUGAAAAAACCAAACUUUUAAGAAUGUGUUUUUGUAGGAAAAGAAUUACGUAUUCUUUUUCCUGGAAUCCAUCUAUUUUUAAGUUAGACUUUCUAUGAGAUACCUAGGCCUUGCUGAAAAUAAAAUCUAGAUUACUGUAUAUGACAACAGUCAUUAAUAGAAUGAAGGAAGGGGUAUGAUGAACUCCUUUAUUAAAAGGGAGUGUGUUUGGGGAUUGGGGAGGUUACUACUAAAAUGUAAAUUUAUUUUCACUUUCCCCUUUACAAUCAUCAUGCCGAUCACUACCACAGCUCAGAAAAUAGGUAGUACACAAACUGAAAAUAAUGUUUAUUUAAUAAAAUUCAAAUAUUUAUUUUAAA